Messenger RNA from Liolophura sinensis, 1763 nucleotides. Its product is annotated as slit homolog 1 protein-like. The transcript has 2 exons. Lineage: Eukaryota; Metazoa; Mollusca; Polyplacophora; Chitonida; Chitonidae. Bases 46 to 1086 code for a protein of 346 amino acids. The record is from RefSeq and is a predicted model, not a curated record.
GUGAGUUGGUGCGAAGUUUUGAAACAAACGCCACCGAACUGGAAAAUGGCGUUACUGUCUUGGACGCUGCUGCUGGCCUGUGCCUUAUUCCAUGGAGCGACCAGCGAAACCGUGGAUGGGUGUUCCUACACAACACAUCCGGAUGGUAUUGCCGUGGCUUGCAAAGGGUUGUCAAAAUUCCCAUCUCAUUUCCCCAACCAAACGUAUAUCAUAGGAAUUUGUUCUUUGCAAACAGACGAAAUACCAAGCUACGCGUUCCGCGGACUACGGAACUUAAAGUCCAUAGAGAUAAUGAAUAGUCGCAUAGGCGCCAUUAGAAAAUUUGCUUUUUACGACUUUGAUGGAGUGGAGAUUAUAAAGAUAGCAAACUCCAGCAUCAAGGCGAUUGAUACUUUCGCAUUUUCCAGAAUGAACGGGAUCACAAAGCUAGCGAUGCACAAUAGUUCCGUGGGGCAGUUCCAGCGCGAUGCUUUCAACGAAAUCUCAGACCUGCACGAGAUCUCGUUCAGUCACAUGACCAUCUCGUGCAUAAAAGCGGGAGCCUUCUCUUACAUUCGGAAAGUCGCCGUCUGGUCGUUUCGAGACAACUACAUCGGUACCAUUGAGACGGAUGCCUUCUUCGAAUCGACUUUUGCUUUCUUUCAUUUGUACCGUAAUAGGUUUGAGAACAUAAUGUGUGGAAGUCUCGAUGUCGCUGUAAAGAUCGCCAUGAAUGAAGCGUCAGUCAUAGGCAACACCAUCUGCUGUGGUUGUAAUAUUCUUUGGAUGCUCCAGCCAGACAGAGGCUUUAAGAUGAAUCAGUUGCUUGAAGGAUUGAGCUGUGUCAAUGCCAACACUAUGAGUAACAAAGAGCCACUUCCGCUUUCCAGUCUUUCUUGGGAGGACCCACCGUGUAAAGAUGACGAGGAAAGGCGUCACUACAAUACUUCUUACUGCCCUCACCUCCCUAGAGUUGAAAUAGUACAGCUCGGAGCAAUCCGGGGCUCAGCGUCACAACAUUUCAGAACUUUUCAUCCUGCAAAUUUGGUUGUUUUGGGGUUGCUUAUACUAAUGUCGAAUCAUUUGCUGUCACAGACUGACCUGUAAAUGAAAACCCAGCGUGUUCCGUACCUGGGACUAGUAUUUCCAAAGUUGUCCCUGUAUAGUCUCGCGCAACCUCGUCUCCCGCACCUUACCUGGUUUCCAGUGGACACUUUUCUUUCGGAAACCUUUAAAAAAGUUUCAGUUACAUGAACAACACCUCACUGUUCAAAACUAUGUAUUCUGACAGGUUAAUCGGCAUCCGCACGUGAGCUUGUUUAGGCCUACAUAAUGAAGCACAGGAAGUCUUCUGAGCGCAUGUCAUACCGCACUGCAAGGGGCAGUCGGUGUUCACUGGCACGAUGUGUAUGUUGUUGAAAGUUAGGUUACGUCACUCAGUGUACGUGUUUUUGCGGGACUUGUGACAUAUGGAACAAAGUUCCAUAUAGCCAAUGAAAUCUAGAGGGACAAGUACGCAUUGCCUGAUACCGUGCUUAAAACGUUUGCGUCAUGAAGCAGCGAGAACGGCUUACAAAUGUAUGCCAACCAUUCCCUUGCUGAAACAUUAGCGAACAACAUUAUCUUCAUCCCUGAUUAGCAGCUCCAUGCGAGGGCAGCGUUCUUGUUGCUGUCUUCAUAGCCGAGGAGUCUGCUGUUUUUGUUUUCAGUCGUGAAAUACCCUUUUUAAAUGCGCAUGAGUCGCACCUUUUGAUGGCAUAUGGGUCAUCUUUUUUUCGUUUAAG